Messenger RNA from Acaulospora colombiana, 1431 nucleotides. The record is from the annotation of a GenBank genome assembly. NCBI's taxonomy places the organism in Eukaryota, Fungi, Glomeromycota, Glomeromycetes, Diversisporales, Acaulosporaceae.
AUGUCAACAAACUCAGCUUCCGAAAGCUCUCCUUUGCUUGGCCUCUCUCACGACACCAAUGCUGCAGAGGAUACACCCGAAGAUAUUUCACCUCCACGCGAUCUAACCAAUGAUAUUUUCGCUCAUCUAAAAGCCUUUAACAGCAUAGCCUACCAAUCGACCAGAAAUUCGCGGUCAGUCACUGAUGGGUUCAAUGCAUCAGCCGAAUAUGUGAUCGACAAAUUAAAUAAGACGAGGUGUGAUGUGAAAUUACAACAUUUUAAGGUUCCUAUCUGGGAAAAGGAAAAGGAGGCUGAAUUGAAUGUUACCCUCGGCAGUGGGGAAAUUGUAACCUAUCAGGGUGGUGUUGACUUUUGGAGUAUGCGAUACGGAGGACAAGCUGCUAAUUUGACAUUUCAAAAUGUGACCGAGGUGCGAAAUUCCUGCGAUAGAGAGGAGGAAUGGGACAUAGAAGGAAAGGUGGCAUUGAUACAGAUGAACGAAAAAUGCGAUCUUUGGGAAACCGCCUAUAAGGCCGAGAAGUCUGGUGCAUCCGCCGUUAUUUUCUAUAACACACCAAAACAAAAAAAGCUUUCGUAUUCUCGUGUAAGAAUUGUAGAUUGGAAGGAAGGAGAUCCCCUCAUGAAAAUUCCGGUUCUCGCCGCUUCAAAUUCAAUGGGUCAAAUACUAAUUAACUCGCAGCACAUCAACAUAACGACAUACACAAAGUUAUUUAUUGUCGACACGUUCAACGUUUUAUGCUAUUUGAACGGACAUGGAGUCAAUGAAAGUUCCAUUGUGAUCGGUUCUCAUUUAGAUUCGGUACCCGCGGGCCCAGGUCUCGUGGACAAUGCUUCUGGAUCCUCGACAAUACUUGAGAUUCUUCUGCACCUGGAGAAAAACCGGUUUAAACCACAGAAUAGAAUUAUUUUUGCAUGGUGGAGCGCCGAAGAGAUUGGAUUGUUGGGAUCAAGACAUUUUGUGAGGGAAUUGAUAAAAAGUGGUGAAAAUGUCAACGUGGCGAUGAAUUUGAAUUUUGAUAUGUUGGGCAGCCCCAAUUACAUUCCAUUCGUUCUUCGAGGAUCCGAUGCUCCAAUAGAUGCUCGGAACGGCUCGAUAAAGAUUCAACAUGUGCUCGAAAAAAGCUUCCAUAAAAACAGAAAACACUACAAUAUUUCUGAUAUGCUAGGAGGUAGCGAUUUCCUCCCUUUUAUUAAGAACGGUAUUCCAUCAGGAGGACUUUACACUGGCUCGAGCGAGAUCAAAAGCAGAAAAUCCCAGCAAGAGUUUGGUGGCAUUGCAAAUGCACCCUUGGAUCCUUGUUACCAUCAAGAAUGUGAUUCAAUAGAGAAUGUUAGUAAGGAAGCCAUCAGUGUGACGUCUCGAGUAAUUUUCGAAUCAAUUAUAUUUUUCUCCUCUAAGAAGAACCUUGCUGACUUCUUAAAUAGUUAA